CAGCCAACAACAAGGCACAUUUGUUUUUAAAAUGGCAGUCAGAUUACUGGAAGCCGGGUUCGACGAAAACAUAAGUCCAGUAAUUGAUCCCUGCCUUAAGCUCAAGGCAUAAACCUUUGUUAAACGUUCUGAUAUCUUAUAUUUUACUUGAUGUCUUCUUGGGCUGGAUUUACGGACGAGGAGCUCUCCCGCUUAAGGCAGCAGAAUGUACCAGAAGGGGAUACCUCAUUCGGAGGGCGAAAGAAAGCGACGAUAAACUCUGCAAAAAGACAGCGACCUCGCGAGAAAAUACGGUCAAGAACGCCUUCAUCAGAAGUGAAACCACCACUUGAUGGAAGGAAAGAAAAUGCAGAGGAAAAAAGCUCCACAUUAGGACGAAAUAGAACUGCUUCUGAUAGUAAUGAAAAGGCAGCGAGGCAAAUUGAAACAAGAGAUGAAGAGAGAGAAAAUUCCUCGCCAGAAUGCGAACGACGUGUUUAUAAGAACAAGGAAAUACCUGAAGAAGCUCCCCCACAAAGAAAGGACGUGCAGAAAACAGAUAACCUUCAGGAAAGUAAAGGGACAGAGGUUGAUUACGUGGCCGAGAAAGAUGCGAUCAAUGAUCUCCCAGAAAUAAUCGACGAGAGUGACAGGUAGGUCUUAAAUUAAAUCAGGUUUAAAGGGAAUGCUAAUAUAGGCUUAGAUUAUACUAAAAAAGUUCAUCGAAUGGUGUUUUGUUUUAUUUUAUCAGGCUCUAUUUUAUACUCUUUCCUUUUCCUGCGCUUAAUGUGAUUUAAACAUUAAGCUUAAAUUAAAUUUGCAUGAAUUCCACGAUGACUCUAUCCGGUAUCCUAGAAACGUCAGUGUCAAUUUUAUUUUGACUUGUCUAGUUUUCGAUAAUUUCUUUUUCUUGUGCAUGAAAUAAUAUAUGUGUUAUGGCAGUGAUGGAUAACCUGUACAUGUCCUGAAUAAUCAGUCACACUACGUGCAUAAAAAAACGUUUUUGUUCAUCCAAAAUAUUUUGAGGAUGUUAUCUGCAAAAAAAGACCAAAGGCACCCUCCAAGAUCUUUCUUCAAGAGCUUUGCAUAUUCUUCUUUUUUUGGUAUGUUCCUUAUUAUGGUUGUUUCACUUAUAUUGCUAGCCAAUGUACAGACAUCCCCCCUCCCUUAGGAAAAAUCGGGAGAGGAGGUCUCUUCUCCCAAUUUUUCCUGAGGGAGAGGGGACGUCUGUACACAGGCUAUUAUAUUGCUUAACUCAGAAUUUGAAAUCUCCAGCCUGCUGUAAGUUUAGUGCUUUCUGGCAUAAUUGUAUUGCCAAAGCUGUUGCUUUCUGUUGAGCAGAAAGAAUGGGUGGGGGUUUUCCCUUGUAUAAGCUGUAAUGUUUAUGUAUACUGAAAGGUAUAGUUUUUGAACCAUUUUUCUCGGAAGUUGGAUACAGAUUAAAUCUUUUUGGGGAUUCACAUAGGGCAAGGUUUUGUUCUCUCUGCUUGGAACAGGGUCUGGAAUUGGGUAUUUUUUUAUCAUUUAUCUCUCAGGAAGAGUGAUUCAGCUCGGCAGUGAGGUAGCGAACUUCCCACAUUUCCCCUGAAAUAGGCUAACGGUCUCAGGGCAUAUACUGCACACCCUUACCCAAAUUUUCCAGGAGUUAUCCACCAACCCUUUUGGAUUCUUGUAUUGUGUGAUUAGCUUAAGCAGUGAUGAUAACAACAGUCCGUCGGUGGUGAAAAUGUUUCUUAAAAAGUGAAUUCACACUGUUUCAUAAUUCAUUGCUGAUAUUCCGCGUUGUUUAAUUUUUAAGUGUUGUUAAACUCCUCCAAAGUUGAAUUUUAAAGAAAUGUAUCUAAGUUUUAAAAAAAGAAUUAGAGAACCAUUGUCUUCUGUUCAUGUGCUCAACAAAACAUGAAAUUAGGUAGUUUCAUGUCGUGGUUGUGCAACGAUGGCAAAGAAAUGUACAAGAAAGCAUGAUGCACCUAUAGCUUUUUUGCCGUUCUCAUUGCUGUUGUCGUGUUUUCUGAAGUUCCCUAUUAAGUCUAAUAAAAUCCGUUCCAUUAUUGCACAAUAAACUGAUCUGUUUGGUUCAACAAAAUGUCAUUGGAUGAAUGAUGUGAAUCUUCCACCCCAAGCAAGAACAAGGCAGUUUCAGCAUUAGCUCUUAGGCAAAUACAAAAUAAGAUCUACCUAAAGGAGGUUUUUGUGAGCCCGCCAGACUGAGCAGCCCCCACAAAACCUUGUUUUCACUAAAACCGCUGUCCACAAAACCUCCCUUAAGUCGAUAUUACAUUGUCACAACCUGGAACUGUAGCUCUUGUGGCCAACAAAAGUGUCCAUUUCUUUCUCAGCCCUGUCUAAUAUUUUUUCAUUGUUUAGAGCUUUAAUGUUUGUUGUGGUUUUUAGAAUACAGGCCAUUGAACUGUCUGCUUUGGAGAAGAUGCAAGAGAAACAAAAGCAAAUAGAACAAGAGAACAAAAGAAAGAAGGCAGCUUUACAGGAAACAAUAAAGAAAAGGUGAAUUCACAAAAAUGAAAACAUGGAUUUUGGAGACUUUGUUGAAGAUAUUUAUUAAAAUGGAGGAUGAUGCUUCGAAUGGUAGUUGUGCUAAUUGUUUGAGUACCUCCGCUUACUUCACACAUAACUGAUAUCACAAGGUCGUGCUAGGUCAAGAAAAGAAAAUGUAUAAAGGGCCCAUUAAGUAGCUGUUGCAUCCCCUUGUCUCCAGAUUACUUAAUUCCCAGUAAUAAUCAAUGAUGAAGUCUUGCAAGGUGAUCUUAACUUUUGAGUUUGUGGAGGAAAUCUACAGUGUGACCAUUCAAACAAAAUCUCUUUAGCAUAUUUUCACAUGGUAAUAUUAAUGCUUUUCAGCAUUUGACAAGAGUGAAAUGUGAAAUGCUGCUGUAUUUUAAAUUUCAGCCCUUUUGCAUGUAAAAGGGUUAAAUAGAACUUUUACACACUGAUAAUGUAUUUAGUUGCAUGUUACAGUCAAAACGACAAAACAAUGAACACUUGAAAUAUUUCAAGAAUGUUUAUAACUGGUUUGACCAACCACAGCAAAGAUCAGGACUUGCAAGCAAGCCACAAAACCGCCGGUUAUUGUCACAGUAAUCUUUGCCGUAGUGCUUUAUCCCCUUUGACUCCUCAUUUAUUACUUUUUGCUUCAGAUAUCAGAAAACCCAGGCUGAAGCACAAACUCUUUCACUGGUUCAGAAAGAACUGAGUCAUCUUGACAGCCUUCUGUCUGCUGAUGUAGCAAUUCUUAGGGAUAAAAUAGAGGAAAGUAGUAGAGAAUAUCUUCAAGCACAGUAAGUAACUGCAACAUAUUUAGGGGGCAAAGUACUUAUCAUGAAAUGUUACAUUACCUUUCCUGUAGUGUAAAUGAUUGAUGAUUAGUUUUCUUGUACAAACGUAACACAAAAAUAUUAGCAGUGUGUGUGCAUGAUGUAAUAUAGGCAAAAUGCCUUUUAAAACACUGUGGAAAAAGUUUGCAUUUUGGUUCAGUGGGUAGUGUACAUGUAUGAACAUUGUGCUCCUAUUCUCCUUUUAAUUGCUUUUGGUUAAGUUGGCUUAAAGAAAAAAGUUUGAAACAAAGUAAAAAUUAAAGUUUGAGCUAUGGGUAAAAUUGAAUGGCAAUGUAUAUACUUCAAGACUUCAAUUUGAUAUUAUUAUUAUGUUUUUUAUUAAAUCUGUUCUCAGGUUAAACCAGAAUAUUUUCUUUCUGUUAUGAAGAAAAACUAUACCCCGGGUGCUAGGGUUUUUUUCUUUCUUUCCUAAUUCCUGAUAGUCUGCAGCAAAGCCGCAACAGCAAGGCGCCAAGCGCAGAGAGAGAAAAAAAGUGUCUCAAGAAGAAAAAGUUCAGUCAUUCUAUUGACAAAGAAACAUUGAUUUAAAAACAAACUGUACAUUUUAAGUAUCUCAUUUAAAAAAUGGUCGACCAUUACCAUACGAGAAAUAAGUUCAGUCCUUGUGCGUAGUAAGAUCAGAUAUCUGCAUGCUACAAAGACUAAUAUUACACCUGCAUGUUUUUUAGUCUAAACAUAUUUGUGGCGUUGAAUCAAAGUUGACUUGAGUGAUCCCUAAUUAAGAUAUUAUUUCUAUUUGCAGAAAAAGAUAUGAAAAGGCUGAGCAUGAAUUUGUUGAGGCAAAGAUGGAUUUACAUAGAAAAACGGAGCGUAAGGACUUGCUAACGGAACACCUUUACACCAUCAUUAGAGAAAACGAACUAAGAAAGGCCAGGAAACUAGAAGAACUCAUGGCAAAGCUCAAUGUGUCCCCUGACCAUAUACCUCUUGUGCAACAAACAGAUUUUCUUGAGGUUGGGAAUGAUGAGUCAAGGACCAAACAGGACAGUGCGGAAAUUUCUGUGUUACAAGAAGAAAAAGCGAGUGUUCCAAAGCAAGGGAUGGAUUCUGAAUCAAAGGACUCUUGUCAGGUUACUAGUGGGGAAGGGACAACUACCAGUAAGGAAAACACGGAGGGUAAUACUCCAGGGGACUCGGGGAAUGAUGGCCUUGAAGAGAGCGAUGAUACCGUCACAAGCUAGCUGAUUUUAUCGUCUUGUCCCGACUGUAAUUUUACUGUUUGCAAAUGAGGGAGGACCCUGAUAAAAUGCUUUGCAGUUUACCCCACAGAUGAAAGGAGCAGGGGUUUUAACAUGAAAAACUUGAAGGGAAUCUCCUUUGUUAUGACAAAUUGACCUUAAGGUUGCAAUUGGUAAAACGGUGGAGAGACCUAAAGGACUCUGAACUUGAUAAAUCUAACAAAUCUUCAUGCUUUCCAUAUUUAUACUCCUAAAUAUUUUAUAGUAUUCAUAAUGUGAUCCAGAAUGUUCUUAGAGUUGGUGUAUUAUUCAUAGUUUGGGUUUUUAUAGGUGUAUUUUCUUAUGAAAAUUCAUAAAGUACAGCUU
Messenger RNA from Porites lobata, 4876 nucleotides. The record is from the annotation of a GenBank genome assembly. Lineage: Eukaryota; Metazoa; Cnidaria; Anthozoa; Scleractinia; Poritidae.